AAGGAAUGGAUUGUCCAAGUUUAUAUGAAAAUAAUGUAAAUCCAUGCUAGAAAAUUUUCCGAGCAAGCACGAACAUGGUUUCAUUGCUGUUCAUCAAUUUAAUUUCCCAUGGCAAGCUUGGCUGUUGAUCCAACGGCGGUGAAUGGAUUCUGCGUCCAAGCACUCCACCGUCCUAAACUGUCCAACUUUGUGGCAGCCGUCCACGUUUUCGUAAUCCCAGCACCCUUUCGGUUGCCUCCGAGCAUUCAAAAACUUGCCCAAAACGAACACUGAUUUCGAUAUUCACUCAAGUUUUUACCAAAGAAGCAACAAAAACAACAAUUUUUAUGAACCCCAGUGGAAAAUCUUCGGCUUUCAUCUCUGAAAUCCUCCAUCCCACCAUCCAAUCAAGCUGUCACUCGAAUGCUACCUCUGCAAAUUCGCUGUUUUUCUCCUUGAAGUUUGACCCAUAAACCCCCUUCCCUUCCUUUUCAAUUUGGGGGUUUUUGUGAGCUUCAUUUCUUCUUGUUUACCCGAUAAAAAAUGGCUUCCGUCUCAUUUUACCGCCCAAGCUUUGUGUUCUCUUCAUUUCCGAACCGUGUUCCGACCUCAAAUCCUCUAUUUCAUGGAGUCCAAUUCCGAGGUUUAUCCCACCAUAAGCCUUUCCUUCGUGGUUCCCUUCCGGUGGCGAGAUUUGGGUUUAAACCCGAGUUCUUGCCUGACCCGGAUCACGCCGAGGGCUUUGUUAGAGAGUUAUUCGGCAAAGCUGAGAGCGUUCUUUACACGAUUGCCGACGCCGCCGUGUCUGCUUCUCCGGAGAAUGUUACCACCGCCAAACAGACGGAGGAUUGGUUUACGGGGAUCACCAAUUAUAUGGAGAGCAUCCUUAAAAUUCUUAAGGAUGGCCUUUCUGCUGUACAUGUUCCUUAUGCCUAUGGUUUUGCCAUUAUACUCCUUACAGUUCUUGUUAAGGCUGCUACGUUUCCUUUGACGAAGAAGCAGGUAGAAUCUGCAAUGGCGAUGCGUUCUUUGCAACCGCAAGUGAAGGCUGUUCAGCAACGCUAUGCUGGGGAUCAGGAGAGGAUUCAAGUUGAGACCGCUCGACUGUACAAAUUAGCUGGCAUAAACCCACUGGCAGGAUGCCUACCCACAUUGGCAACAAUUCCUGUAUGGAUUGGACUAUACAGAGCUCUUUCAAAUGUGGCCAACGAGGGUCUCCUCACGGAAGGCUUUUUCUGGAUACCCUCUCUGGCUGGUCCAACCACAAUUGCUUCUCGACAAAAUGGGAGCGGUAUCUCUUGGCUCUUUCCAUUUGUUGAUGGCCAUCCACCACUUGGGUGGUCAGAUACUUUUGCGUAUCUUGUCCUGCCGGUGUUGCUGGUCGUCUCACAGUACAUCUCUGUUCAAAUUAUGCAAUCGUCGCAGAAUAAUGAUCCAAACAUGAAGAGUUCUCAAGCCAUAUCGAAGUUCCUACCGUUAAUGAUCGGAUAUUUUGCACUUUCGGUUCCUUCGGGUCUAAGCCUUUACUGGCUUACCAAUAACAUCUUGAGCACAGCUCAGCAAGCAUGGCUUCAAAAGUUAGGUGGUGCGAAAACCCCGGACAAACAAUUGAUGGAUGAAAUCAUGAAACAAGAACAACCCCAAAUCCAGAGCCAAGCGCCCAAGUUAGACGCAACCUCGAGUAGCACGGUAGCUCGACAAGAAGAGAAGCUGACAGCAGAAGGGCUAAAACCUGGUGAAAGAUUUAAACAGAUAAAGGAGCAAGAGGCUAGGUUGAGACAGCAAAGUGAAGAAGAAAAAAGGAAAGCUGAAGACCAAGGCUCCAUAUCUAUGUCUACCAUGCAACGAACAGAUGUGGAAAACAAGCCAAGUGCAACUCCAGGGGAGGGAGUACACGAGACAUACACUGGAGUGGCCAAGGAUGCCAAACUAAAGGGAGAAGAACAAAGAGAGUAACUGGUUGACGCAAGAUAGAGAUAGAGAUAGUGUUUUGAUUAUAGAAGCCAGUAGGUUAGUUCACAUGGUUGAUAUGGCAGGAAAGGCAAUUGUUUCGAUCAGCUCGAUACCGUGAAGAAAACUCCAUCUCCAUCGGAGGUGGUAUUCGAGCUUCUUUUUCCCGAUGGGCAGUUGAGUUUCAGAGUUUACUCGUCCAUCAUAGAUUUGGAUUGGGAAUGAUAUGGAAUGUAAUUUGAAAUCUGUACAAACACAGAUGAGUACUUUCUUUUCACGUGGGUUUGAUUAGAAUGAUGGGUAAUAAUGAAUGGAGCUUUUUUGAAGUU
This is a messenger RNA of Cucurbita moschata (crookneck pumpkin), 2258 nucleotides long. RefSeq names its product ALBINO3-like protein 1, chloroplastic. Gene Ontology annotation, biological process: protein localization to chloroplast; thylakoid membrane organization; protein insertion into membrane. NCBI's taxonomy places the organism in Eukaryota, Viridiplantae, Streptophyta, Magnoliopsida, Cucurbitales, Cucurbitaceae. The transcript has 11 exons. The record is from RefSeq and is a predicted model, not a curated record. The coding region runs from base 523 to 1935 and encodes 470 amino acids. Gene Ontology annotation, cellular component: chloroplast thylakoid membrane. Gene Ontology annotation, molecular function: membrane insertase activity.